AUGGACGCCGAUAUUGCUCUCCGAUGCCUAAAUUAUAUGCCAUGUUGGAGUUAUGAAGUAAAAUUGUUGGGAAUUGCUUACUCUUCAGGAAGGAUCGAGCUUCCUUUUUAUAGAUGGGCUUUUGUCUGGUUCAUAAUCUUUCCACGUGGGUCUUGCUUUGGCCUCGAGGCCAUAAGGAAGGUGUCUUCACUGAUCUACUACGUCUUGGAUGCGAUUACAAAUGACAUAUCCUAUGUUGGGUUCUCAUCCAUCAGAUCAACUGGCGAGAAAGAUGAAAUCAAAUGCUACGAAAAUGGACACCCAACAUUGUUUACCAUUAAGUUGUACCAUGGAGGUGAGUUCACCAAGUACCCUGAUGUUCGUUACAUUGAUGGAACUGUAAACUAUGUUGACAUGGUAGACAUAGAUGAGUUUUCAGUUCAUGAGCUCGAUGCAAUCAUGAAGGGUUUUAGAUAUGGGGUUCCUCCUAUUAUAUACUACCAUUUUCUUGUGCCUGGUGGAGACUUCCACUUUGGUCUUCGCCCUUUAGGAAAUGAUCAAGAUGUUGCAAACUUUUCUCAAUAUGUCAGUGAGCACAAAGUGAUGAAGGUAUACACAGAGCAUGGUGAAACAAGACUACUCACCUAUUUCUUGAUUCCAUGGAUGAGGAUUCUGACCAGGACAGGAAGAGAAGAGCAGUUUUGA
Molecule: messenger RNA, 684 nt
Organism: Lactuca saligna
Lineage: Eukaryota; Viridiplantae; Streptophyta; Magnoliopsida; Asterales; Asteraceae
Source: the annotation of a GenBank genome assembly